Molecule: messenger RNA, 3071 nt
Organism: Erpetoichthys calabaricus (reedfish)
Lineage: Eukaryota; Metazoa; Chordata; Cladistia; Polypteriformes; Polypteridae
Product: regulator of G-protein signaling 9-like
Exons: 19
Coding region: 128-2170 (680 amino acids)
Biological process (GO): G protein-coupled receptor signaling pathway; regulation of G protein-coupled receptor signaling pathway; intracellular signal transduction
Source: RefSeq, a predicted model, not a curated record
AUCUUACCUCUCUGUUAUCACACGACGCUGAGAAAAGCUUGGCUCACAAACGUGCGAUUUUGUCGCUGUUCUGUUACAAAAAAACUAAUUAACACGGAAUAAACAGGCGGAUACAAGGAGCGCAAUCAUGACAAUCAAACACUGUGAUUACAGUCAGCACUACCGGCCUCGAAUGGCAUGUCUGAAAAAGAUUGAAGCUCUCGUCAUGGAGAUGCAAGAUCCUAAUGCAGGAAUCAAAAUGCAGACCCAAAGGCUUGUUAUCACUGCCAUUCCUCAUGCCAUGACAGGUUCUGACAUCUUGGCUUGGCUUAUGAACCGUUUACAAAUCUCGGAUGAAGAGGCUCAAAACCUUGGCAAUCAGGUGGUCCAGCAUGGCUAUAUUUAUCCUCUGCAAGAGCCAAAGAAUCUCCUUCUCCGUCCAGAUGGCAGUCUCUACCGGUUUCAGACUCCUUACUUUUGGCCAACACAACACUGGCCAGCUGAAGAGACAGACUAUGCAAUUUACCUUGCAAAGAAAAACAUUCGGAAGAAAGGAAUAUUGGAAGAUUAUGAAAAGGAAAAUUAUAAUGCACUGAAUAAGAAAAUAAACCACAAGUGGGAUUUUAUCGUUAUGCAGGCAAAAGAGCAGUACAGGGCAGGAAAAGAACGUAAGAAGGGUGACCGAUUUGUCUUUGAGUGCCAAGAAAGAGCAUAUUGGUUAGUGCAUAGACCACCACCUGGAGUUCCUGAUGUGCUUGACUAUGGGCUGAACCGCUUCACAGAUCCAAACAUUGUUCAGAAAAAGAGCUCUGAUUUCUACAGAAGAGAGAUUAUCUUCAACCAGCAGUCCCUGAUGAGGUCAAGGGUCAAGUCGUCAGUCUCCCUGGGAGGGAUUGUAAAAUAUAGUGAACAGUAUUUAAAGCACGACCCCAUCAUGUCUGGUUGCCUGCCCAGCAAUCCCUGGCUAACUGAUGACACAAAGUUCUGGGAGCUGAAUAUGCCACUGGUGGAGACCCCAACAAAGCUUCGUGUGGAACGCUGGACAUUUAACUUCAGAGAGUUGAUUAGAGAUCCCAGAGGUCGUCAAGACUUCCAGCUAUUCUUAAGGAAAGAGUUCAGUGGUGAAAACCUAGGAUUCUGGGAAGCUUGUGAAGAUUUAAAAUAUGGCGACCAGUCAAAAGUGAAGGAAAAAGCCGAAGAAGUGUACAAAACCUUCCUUGCUCCGGGGGCCAGGCGGUGGAUUAACAUUGAUGGGAAGACCAUGGACAUCACUGUGAAGGGCUUGCAGAACCCCCAUCGCUAUGUACUUGAUGCCGCCCAGACUCAUAUUUACAUGCUAAUGAAAAAGGAUUCCUAUGGACGUUAUAUGAAGUCACCGAUCUUCAAAGAAACUAUGAACAAGGCUAUUGUCCCAGAAGUAACAAAAGUAAAUGAAAGCAAGUUCACCUUCAGCAAGCGCUAUUGGAAGUCCAGUCCCAGCCCAGUCAUCUUGAGGCAGCAGGAAGAAGAGGCCAAAGCCAAGGCAGCAACCAAUGCACCCAUGGACAUCACACAGCUGUGUAAAUACACGGCCCCUGUCUCCCACCUGGCUGUGUACACUGGCAUCUGUGAACCCACCUCUCCGACCAGCCCCACCCUCUGUGAAUUUCCUCCCUCUUCCCCAGGCCUUGUGACACUUCCCAACAGUGCUGCCUGCCCAUCGCCGAUCAGCGUGGCCAUCGAGAGUACCCCAUCCUCCAAAAGGAAACUAGAAGCUAGUAACAGCGUGGCCUCAACUCACAUCCCGUCCAUUGCAGAGGCCACAGAGGUGUCAGUCAGCUCCAACUCCAGCACGACUGCGGUUGAGGAGGCCCGGCAGCCCUUGCAGAAAUCACGGAUGGCUCUCUCGUUCAGCCGCUUCCUGAAACGUGGCUGCUCCAACUCACCUGUCUUUGCCACCCUAUCACCCAAGUGCCCUUCUGUCAACAGCAGCAGAGUUCAGCCUUUGGAUGGCGACCAACAACAGGUUACACAGACCAAAUCAAAGAAGAUAACCAACUUCUUUCAGAUAAAGGUGGACAUCCCGUCUGAAUGUCGGAUCUACCCAAUUGACUCUGAGGAUGAGGAAGAAGAUGGUCCAAAUGUGGCAAAGAGCACAGAGAAAGAAGUCAUCUGCCCCUGGGAGAACCUUGCAGAAGGAAAGGCUGGCUAAAGCAGAUGGAGAACACGGCGUCCAAGUACUGGAGAACACUGGAGUUGGUCCUCUGAGCCAGUCCUGCCUUCCCUGGUCUAAAUUUACAUUCCAAUAAACCAAAAAAGGUCUACAGAAUCACCGCUACUCCCUUGAACUCUUAGGAUUACUUGUACUGCAAUCUGUACUGCCUCAUAAAUUACAAAAAAGCAGAAUAGUACAGCAAGGGAGAAAGACUUCCAGUGUCUACUAUUACUUGUUAGUUUUUAUGUAAGUUUACUGACUGUGUAUAAGAAAUCUCGACAUCUGCUCUUCAAAUGUCUACCAAAGGUGACUGCCAUCUCUUGUGCCAAACACGACUAACUAACUAAAUGUUUACUUCAAAAGUUGCAGAAGAAAAACAAACUGGAGAAAAAAAAAAAAAAAUUGGACGUUUGCUUAUCUUUUCUGAUUUUGAGCAUUUGCAAUUGACACUUUUGUAAUGAUUGUAUCUACCAAAUGUUAAUUUUUUUAUUUCUUGAAAAUGGUUUAUUCUUGUGAAUAGAUACUGUACAAUAGUUGGUAUUGUUUAUACAUUCUUAUUUUUUAUACCGUUGUUUGCAUUAGUAUGGCAAGUAAUUGCAGGUUAUAUGCUUCACUUAGUUUUCUCGUAGGGGUGGGGGGAUAAAACCAGCCCCCAUUUUGACUGUCUGAAUGUAAAUGUGAACUGACGGAAGUGUCAUAGUAGACUGCACCAUAAUGGACACGUACACACAAUGUGUUUUAUGUGAGGUGUCGACUCCUGACCUUUAGAAGGUAAUUUUAAUAUCCCAGUUUGUGCAAGUGCCUACAUACAGUAUGUGUAAUAUGUAAAGACUUUACUGUGGAAAUUCUUUUCAUUAAGCAUUUGGGGCAGCUGAUUAAAUAGAUUCAUAUAUUAUAA